Molecule: messenger RNA, 2317 nt
Organism: Mugil cephalus (flathead mullet)
Lineage: Eukaryota; Metazoa; Chordata; Actinopteri; Mugiliformes; Mugilidae
Gene: sh3glb1a
Product: SH3-domain GRB2-like endophilin B1a
Exons: 9
Coding region: 176-1270 (364 amino acids)
Biological process (GO): membrane organization
Cellular component (GO): membrane; cytoplasm
Molecular function (GO): protein binding
Source: RefSeq, a predicted model, not a curated record
GGAGGUUUAUCUUGUCAGCGUACUAUCUUUGUCUAGAUCAACAGCUGGGUGGAACUCUGACAAAAAAAAAAAAAAAAGAAAAAAAGUUGCUUCAAUGACAUUUUCUGUGGGGAUGGAAGUCUGAGUGCGAGACAAGCUAGUUGUAGGGCCAAGUGUUUAUAUUUACCGCCGUGCCAUGGAUUUUAACGUUAAGCGGUUAGCGGCAGACGCCGGUACUUUCCUGAGCCGCGCGGUACAAUUCACAGAAGAGAAAUUCGGGCAGGCUGAGAAGACAGAGUUGGAUGCCCACCUGGAGAACCUCCUGGUCAGAGCCGAGAACACCAAGCUAUGGACGGACAGGAUCAUGAAGCAGACAGAGGUCUUACUACAACCUAACCCGAAUGUCCGACUAGAAGAAUUCGUGUACGAGAAACUGGAGAAAAAAGCCCCCACGCGUAUGAACAACCAUGAGUUGCUGGGCCAGACCCUGAUCGAGUCAGGAAAUGAGUUUGGUCCUGGAACUGCCUACGGAAACGCUCUGAUAAAAUGCGGCGAGACGGAGAAGCAGAUCGGAGGGGCAGAGCGAGAGUUAAUCCAAAGUGCUGCCAUCAACUUCCUGACGCCUUUCAGGAACUUUCUGGAGGGUGACUUCAAAACCAUCCUGAAAGAGCGGAAGCUGCUGCAGGUCAAACGCCUGGAUCUGGAUGCGGCCAAAACCAGGGUAAAGAAAGCCAGGAUGGCUGAAGCUAGAGCUGCAGCAGAGCAGGAGCUGAAGAUGACCCAGAGCGAGUUCGACCGGCAGGCAGAGAUCACCAGACUGCUGCUGGAAGGCGUCAGCAGCACCCAUGCACACCACCUGCGCUGCUUGAAUGACUUUGUGGAGGCCCAGACUACUUACUACGCACAGUGUUACCAGUACAUGGUGGAUCUCCAGAAGCAGCUUGGCAGUUUCCCCUCGUCCUUUUCCAACAACAACCAGUCAUCGGUGUCGGGCGGGGCCAGCAUCUCGGUGCCCACCAUACCGGUGUCUGCCUCCCUGCCCAGCGUGUCCGCCGGCCGCGGCGGCUCUGCGGCUUCGGGCGGCUUCAACGAACUGCGAAGCUCCAACGGCAGCCGCAAGGCCCGGGUCCUCUACGACUACGACGCCGCCAGCAGCAGCGAACUCUCCCUCCUGGCCGAUGAGGUGAUCACAGUCAGCAGCGUCCCAGGCAUGGACUCAGACUGGCUGAUGGGCGAGCGGGGCAGCCAGAAGGGCAAAGUGCCGAUCACCUACCUGGAGCUGCUCAACUGAGACCCUCCAGCCCUCCGCAACGAGCUGUGAUCUCAUAUUUAUACCGUGUCCUGACUUUCCCCUCCAUUCAGCCGUUUUAGAGUGAGUUUUAUUUGUAAGAAGAAGAAGAAGACAGAGGAGGAGUCUCACCUGUAGCAGACUCGAGCUGGAGCGAAUAAACCCGAGUGAAGGGAAAGCCAACGGACCCAUUCCCCUCAUUUGUUUGCAGUACAUUUUCUAAAAACCUGCUUCCACGCUUUUGUGUUUGAUGCCAUGCGACCUGAAACGUGCGCCAGAACAUCUCCCAAAAAAUUGAUUUUGUUUACGACUUGUAUAUCUCAGACAAAGACCGACAUGCUUUUAAAGUGUUUUUUUUUUUUAUUCUGUCCCCCUCAUUAAUAAUUCAAGUACUGAUUUUCUAAGAAUUUCAUAAAAAAAGAAACCUGCACUUCAAUUUGAAGUGGAGAUUGAUGCUGAUAAUUUUUAUAUCUUAUUUUAUUAUUGAUGAUCUUAAAAUGUGGUAGCUGUUAUUGGUGCUUCCUUUUUAACAGUAGCGUAAGUCCAUUCACACAGAGCCUUUCUGGACAGCGAGUUCAACGCUAUGUCAGUGCCUUGAGAUUGUUGAGCAAAGCCGUGUGAGAUAAGCCAAGCAGUUAUGAAGUAACAACACGUUUCAUAUCACGGUUUUAUUGGAGCUACACCAGCAGACUCUUUGUUAAGUAUUAAACCCUUUAAAUCUGCUUUUCCACAUUUCAGUUGAACAUAUAUACAUUAGACAACAGAUACUGUCUGUGAUCAAUUGAAUAAAUAGCAUAUUCUUCAGAAAAUGUGUUUAUUUCUCUGGUUUUCAGUCGACUGACUUCCCAUUAAGGUAAACUUACUUUAUCGUGCCUGAUUAGUUUCCCCCUGAACUUGCAUUUCAACAUGACGUCGCCAUUUAUGUUUCCAAACAUUUUGUUACAUCCUGGGAGAUUUAAGUAUAUUAUUGCGCCGCUGCUUUUUGUUUUAUGUGUAACUGAUAAGACUGCAUACAGUUGUAAAAUAAAUAUACAAUAAGAUGCUUUAAAA